AUGGAUGAUUCGGGAAUAAUCCGGCGCCGGAGGCUGCAGUUAUUUCUUCGCCCCCUACCCUCCGCCCCCCCGCUCUUCGUCUUCUUCUUUUUUUAUUACCCCUUCGACGCGGACCUGCCGCUGCCUCGCAAAAACAGCAGCUGUGAGGACGCUUUCCCGGGGCUUGUUGUGUGGAGUGUGUUGAAGAGGGAGAAGGAGAAGGAAGAGGAGGAGGAGGAGGCCUCCUGGAGUCUAUCGCUGCUGCUGAGGCUGCUGUUGCCAGAGCUACACCCGCAAAAGAUAUCCACCCAACAACAUGUUCCGACGCACGAAAAGAUGGAGAAGCCAAGUCAGUCUUGUUUAACACCACAAGAAUUAGCAAAGGAGAUCCACACAGUAGGAGGCUACGCAAGAGGUGGAGUGAGAAGAGUGGAGGGCCUUGGGCUUGACCCCUCGCCCUCCGUUUCUUAUCUAGGCGGCUCGCCUGGGAGUUGCCGCACGAGCAACCGGAAAAGUCUGAUCCUGACCACCACGUCUCCCACGCUGCCCCGCCCGCACUCCCCCCUGCCCCUCCCCGGACACCUCGGAAGCAGCCCUCUGGACAGCCCCCGGAACUUCUCCCCGAGCAACCCGGCGCACUUCUCGUUCGCCUCGUCCAGAAGAGCGGAUGGGAGGCGAUGGUCUUUAGCAUCUUUGCCCUCCUCUGGAUAUGGCACCAACACGCCCAGCUCAACGUCAUCCAGUUCGUCUCAGGAGCGGCUGCACCAGCUGCCCUCCCAGCCCACCAUGGACGAGCUCCACUUCCUGUCCAAGCACUUUGGCAGCACGGAGAGCAUCACCGACGACGACGGGGGCCGGUGCUCCCCCCACAUGCGCCCGCGCUCCCGCAGUCUCAGCCCAGGACGCUCCUCCUCCUGCUACGAUAAUGAGAUAGUCAUGAUGAACCAUGUGUACAAAGAACGCUUUCCAAAGGCCACGGCGCAGAUGGAGGAGAGGCUGGCUGACUUCAUCCAGGCUUUCACUCCGGAGAAUGUUCUCCCGCUGGCCGACGGGGUGCUCAGCUUCAUCCACCACCAGAUAGCCGAGCUGGCCAGAGACUGCCUGGCCAAAUCCCGCGACGGCCUCAUCACCUCGGUUUACUUCUUUGAGCUGCAAGAGAAUCUGGAGAAGCUGCUUCAGGAUGCUUUUGAGCGAUCUGAGAGCUCCGAGGUGGCCUUCGUCACAGAGUUGGUGAAGAAGCUUCUCAUCAUCAUUUCCCGUCCUGCCAGGCUGUUGGAGUGUCUGGAGUUUAACCCUGAGGAGUUUUACCAUCUGCUGGAAGCGGCGGAGGACCACGCCAAAGAGGGCCACCUGAUGAAAACGGACAUCCCCCGUUACAUCAUCAGCCAGCUCGGGUUGACCAGAGACCCCAUCGAAGACAUGGUGAACCUGGAGAGUUACGACAGUGAGGGACCAGUAACGCCAGAAACGGAUGACUCAGCGGAGGGUAAAAUUAGAGCGAUGAAACCACCCGGAGAAGCCGACUUUCAGACCAUAAAACUGAUCAGUAAUGGCGCCUAUGGCCUCCUCAUUACUUCCAUGGGCCACAUCAAACUGACCGACUUUGGCCUGUCCAAGAUGGGUCUGAUGAGUCUGACGACCAACUUGUAUGAAGGACACAUAGAAAAGGAUACCCGGGAGUUUUUGGACAAACAGGUGUGCGGAACCCCAGAGUACAUCGCCCCGGAGGUGAUUCUCCGUCAGGGUUACGGGAAACCAGUGGACUGGUGGGCCAUGGGCAUCAUCCUAUACGAGUUUCUGGUGGGUUGUGUGCCAUUCUUCGGAGACACUACAGAGGAGCUGUUUGGACAGGUCAUUACGGAUGACAUCGUAUGGCCGGAAGGAGAUGAGGCUCUUCCUGUGGAUGCCCAGCACCUACUGUCCUCCCUCCUUCAGAGGAAUCCCCUCGUUCGGCUGGGCACAGGUGGUGCUUUUGAAGUGAAGCAGCACUCCUUCUUCACAGAGGUGGACUGGAACAGCCUGCUCAGACAGAAAGCAGAGUUCAUCCCUCACUUAGAGUCGGAGGAAGACACCAGUUAUUUUGACACUCGCUCCGAGCGCUACCACCACGUCCAGUCUUACGACGAGGACGACACCAACGACGACGAGCCCGUGGAGAUCCACCGCUUCUCGUCCUGCUCGCCUCGCUUCAGCAAGGUGUACAGCAGCAUGGAACAUCUGUCCCAGCUAGAGCAUAAGCCCCACACCGUGACCCUACGGGAGCAUAAGGCCUCCAGAGAGGAUCGGGUGGCCAAGAGGGAAAGCCUGGGGAGCGUCACGCUCAGAGACAAAAGCUGGAGGACGGGUUCUCCUGAGAUGAAGCGCUUGUCAUGCUCCGAGUCCUACUUCUCCGAGAGCGACUUCAGCCCGCCGUCGGGGGCCCGGAGACGCUUCUCCGCCCUGAUGGAGCCACACCGCUUGCCGGCCCCCCUGGAGCUGGACUCUGAGCCGCCCGCCCCGAGCAAGCAGCCUCCGGUCAAGACCAGGGGGACCUCCCUGGAAGGAGCCAUGGGCUCUCAGAUCUCCUCUCCCGGAGAUCUGAGAGCCUUCCUCAAAGACGGUAACGGCCUCGCGGCUGGAGACAAGGUUUUGAGACCUGCCGACGCGGCGUUGCCUCCGCCGGCCUGCGCCACCGUCCUGGGGCUUCCUGACCCACAGGCCCACCGUGGGGCCGCCACAGACCUGGUGCUGCGGAGGGUCCGGCACCAGCAGCUGUCGGCCGAGGGGGAAAAACAAAGCUCGCGACCAGGAGCCAAAGUCACCAAAUCUGCCUCUGCUACCGCGCUGUCAGUCAUCAUUCCAGCAGGUAGAGCCUUACAUUUGACCAACCACUACUACUACCAACCGCUACUAUUUCAAGAGGAGUUUGGCAUCCAGACUUUGACCAUUUUGCUUUUCCCAGUGGAGCAACACAGCGCCUCCCCCCUGCCGAGCCCGGCGUCCCCCCGCUCCCUCUCGUCGAACCCUUCCUCUCGCGACUCCUCCCCCAGCCGAGACUACUCGCCCAUGGUCAACGUCCAGCACUCUCCCAUCACCAUCCACCGCUCGGGGAAGAAGUACGGGUUCACGCUCCGGGCCAUCCGGGUCUACAUCGGGGACAGCGACGUCUACAGCGUGCAUCACAUGGUCUGGCAUGUGGAGGAUGGGGGUCCUGCCCAGGAGGCCGGACUCAGUGCUGGUGACCUCAUCACACAUGUGAAUGGAGAGUCAGUCCAUGGUCUGGUCCACACAGAGGUGGUGGAGCUCAUUUUGAAGAGUGGAAACAAAGUUACAGUCACCACUACCCCCUUUGAGAACACUUCCAUAAAAGUGGGUCCCGCCCGAAAAUCCAGCUACAAGUCCAAGAUGGCACGGCGCAGCAAAAGGACAGGAAUCAAGGAGGGACAAGAUAAGAAGCGCAGCUCCUUGUUCAGGAAGAUCACAAAGCAGUCCAACCUGCUCCACACCAGCCGGAGCCUCUCCUCUUUGAAUCGCUCUUUGUCUUCUGGAGACAGUCUUCCGGGCUCCCCCACCCACAGCCUCUCCGCCCGCUCACCCACUCAGACCUACCGCUCCACUCUGGAAUCCUCUUACCUUGCCUCUCACCACAUGAGGCCCAGCUCCCUGCACGGCCUGUCCCCCAAGCUCCACCGCCAGUACCGCUCGGCCCGCUGCAAGUCGGCCGGCAACAUCCCGCUCUCCCCUCUGGCUCACACCCCGUCCCCGACCACCUCCUCCCCUCCGCCCCUCUCCGGCCACACGGUGGGGAGCUCCAACACCACCCAGACGUUUCCGGCCAAGCUGCACUCCUCGCCCCCCGUCACCCGGCCCCGGCCCAAGAGCGCCGAGCCGCCCAGGUCCCCGCUGCUCCAGCGGGUGCAGUCCGCCGAGAAGCUGGGGGCCCAGAUCCUGCCCUCCUCCUCUUCCUCGUCCUCGUCGCCCUCCCCCCUGACGGGCGGGGUGUCGCUGCGCAAGCACAGCCUGGAGAUCGCCCACGGCGACUACCGGAGGGAGUCCUUCCACUGCGAGCACAGUCUGCAGAGCCUGCUGGAGAUGGAGGGGGAGAACGGCCCCGCCCCGCCGUCCCCGUCCUCGUCCUCCUCCCCGUCGCCUCCGUUGGGGGGAGACGUUGGAGGUCUGAAGCCCGCGAGGAGGCUGGGGAGGCAGGAGUCGCCUCUGAGCCGCGACGCGAUGGUAACGGUCAGAGAGAAGGACACCCAAACGGCCGCCUCUGUCCUCUUUGCAUCGCAAACACUUCCGGCUGAGGAGUCUAAGACCAGCCCUGUUGAAACCAGUAAGGUGUCCUCCACUGUUGAAGCGGGAAAGAGUAAAGGAAGUGUGACUACAGGUGAAAUCAAGCCCAGUAGCUCAUCGGCGGACACCGAUCUCUGUCCUGGGAACAAACCUCCAAAAGCAAGUGCCUCAGCUACAGAGGCAGUUGCUGCCAGUAGUAAAGCCAGUGAUAAAAUUCCUGCUCAGCAAGACGCCAAGCAGCAGAGUGUGGAAACAGAGGGUGGAUCUAAAGCACCGGAGAAGAAAGAGGAGAGAGAAAAGGGCUCCGCGGCUGCCAACAAAACCGGCGCGCACACACAUCAGUCCAAGCAAGGCAAAGGCACAGAGGCCGCGGAGAAAGAGGGCGUCGGCGAGAGCGUCAAGGCGACCAAAGGACCCGCUCCCCCCGUGCCAGCCCAGGUCCAACCCCAUCCCGGAAGCAGACCCAGAGGCGGGAAGAGCGAGAAGGCGCGCCUGGAGGUGCUGGAGGAGAACCCCGCGUCCCCCUCGUCGAACGCGGCCUCCCCCUGCUCGGCCAAAUCCCGCCCCGUGUCCCCGGGAGACAAAGCCAGCUUCGUCACCCAGCUCACGAGCGUGGCCAAAACAGUGCUGGGCCCCAUGAAAGGGGGCUCGCAGGAGGGGGGGAAGGCAAAAGACGCCUCGAAGACGGGGGAGGAGAGGAAAGCGGGCGCGGGAAAAGCCGAGGCUUCGUCCGGGGCCGCUCGCCGGGGGGGGGCCUCGGCCAGCCCCAGCACCGCUCUCCCCGACCGAGGAAACAGCCGCGGCCCCAAGCAUCACUCAUGA
This is a messenger RNA of Menidia menidia (Atlantic silverside), 5073 nucleotides long. The record is from the annotation of a GenBank genome assembly. NCBI's taxonomy places the organism in Eukaryota, Metazoa, Chordata, Actinopteri, Atheriniformes, Atherinopsidae.